Messenger RNA from Felis catus (domestic cat), 3995 nucleotides. RefSeq names its product cadherin 15 (gene CDH15). The transcript has 14 exons. The record is from RefSeq and is a predicted model, not a curated record. The coding region runs from base 1595 to 3628 and encodes 677 amino acids. Gene Ontology annotation, molecular function: cadherin binding; calcium ion binding. NCBI's taxonomy places the organism in Eukaryota, Metazoa, Chordata, Mammalia, Carnivora, Felidae. Gene Ontology annotation, cellular component: adherens junction; catenin complex; plasma membrane. Gene Ontology annotation, biological process: calcium-dependent cell-cell adhesion; adherens junction organization; cell-cell junction assembly.
CAGACUAUUCUCUCGGUUCUUGGUUAAGGCAAAGGCCAGGGAUGAGCACGGGGGUAUCGUUGGGCCUCACUUGGGGGAACUGGGGUCGUCACACCCAUUGGUUGAGGCUGGGCGUGGGAGCAGCACGGUGGACAGCAGAGGGGAGCCCGCAUCCACUCGGUGGUGCCUUCUCGCUCUGCCCACAUGCUGGGGGUCUGUGUGAGCUGGCUUUGUCCGUGUGGCUUCGUCCUGGCCCCAGAUGUCCCGUGGUCCCCGGGCAGCUCCCAGACCCUCCCCCAGCCGGCCACGUCUGUCUUCUGGGAAGGGGGUGGUGGGAGGACCCGGGCUGGCCGGCGGAAGUGGGCUGUGGCCCGGCCCAGCCGCCCCACCCACCGCAGCCUCUGAUCUGGGCAGGGGGUCCCUGCCAAGGUUCUGUGGCUUCUGCUGACCUCCUGAACUUGGACCGUGGAGUCCCAGGCUCUGCCACGACCGCACCAGCCCCGCACCACGCUGCUGGGCACGCUGCGGCGUAAGCCAAGGCCGCUGGCAGAGACGGGGGUGAGGGGCAGUCGGAGGCUGUGUGGUGGGCUGGACGGGGCAGAGUGUGUCCCCAGCAUUCCUCCAAGAGCCUGAGAUCGGGGGCUAGCCCCCCUGCAGACCGGCCCCCGCCUGCACCCCCGGUCCUGUCCACCUCCCCACACUGAGGCCGGGUGGGGAAGGCGCUCCUGGGAGCGACGGAGCUCAGAAGCUGGUUUCCCUGUGCCCCCCACCUCUGCUGCUCUCUGGCUGUGUGGGCUUGAGCCAGUGGCUCGGCCGCUCUGAGCCCUACUCUGGGUGGCUGUGAAACGAGACAGUGCUCGUUCCUAGGGGGCGUGAGGGCUUAGGGAGGGCAGAAAGGGCUGAGACAGGAGGACGCUGAGCCCCGUGCCGCCCUCGGGAUGCUCAGGAAACAGAUGCUGUCCCCGCUAGCACGGUGACAGAGGCCAGCAGGGCUCCGCUUGGCGGGAACACGGUGCUGACCUGGAAGGGUUUGUGCUCUGUGGGUUUGGCGCGAAGCCCUAGCCGCCCCAGGCACUGCCAGUCUGUCGGGCUGGAGUAGCUUGGGGGCCUGGCCAGGAACUUGGUCCUUUUUAUAAACCAUGUUCACUGCCUCGCAGAUUCCAGGCCCCUGCAGGUGACAGUGCCCCUGGGAUUUCAGGUGAGGAGGAGGAGGAGGGGGACGAUUCCAGGCCUGGGGACCCGGCUUGGGGCCACAAGGAGAGCUCAGCUGUCAUGUGAAUGUUACUGCUGUUUUGCGAGCAAAGCGUGUGGAAAGCAUUGUGUGCUGGUCCUGAGCCUGGGCCUGUCAUUGGGAGUCCCUGGGCAGAGGAGGCCCAGUACCCUGUACCCCUGGCACCGGGCACCUGCCCCAGGCCGUGUACGAAGAGCCUGGGUUAUCCCCCCCAUCAGUGUAUCCGAGAACCACAAGCGUCUUCCGUACCCCCUGGUGCAGAUCAAGUCCGACAAGCAGCCACUGGGCAGCGUCAUCUACAGCAUCCAGGGCCCCGGUGUGGACGAGGAGCCCCAGGGCGUGUUUUCCAUUGACAAGUUCACCGGGAAGGUGUUCCUGAAUGCCAUGCUGGAUCGGGAGAAGACAGACCGCUUCAGGCUAAGGGCCUUUGCUCUGGACCUGGGAGGAGCCACCCUGGAGGAGCCCACGGACCUGGAGAUCGUGGUUGUGGAUCAGAAUGACAACCGGCCCGUCUUCAGGCAGGAGGCGUUCAGCGGCCGGGUGCUGGAGGGAGCAGUGCCAGGCACCUACGUGACCAGGGCCGAAGCCACAGACGCUGAUGACCCGGAAACAGACAACGCGGCCCUGCGGUACUCCAUUCUGGAGCAGGACGGCCCCCAGCUCUUCAGCAUCGAUGAGCACACGGGGGACAUACGCACCGUGCAAGUGGGUCUGGACCGCGAGGUGGUCGCCGUGUACAAUCUGACCCUGCAGGUGGCAGACAUGUCUGGAGAUGGGCUCACCGCCACGGCCUCAGCCAUCAUCACCCUUGAGGAUGUCAAUGACAACGCCCCUGGGUUCACCAGGGACGAGUUCUUCAUGGAGGCCACGGAGGCUGUCAGCGGAGUGGAUGUGGGGCGGCUUCAGGUGGAGGACAGGGACCUGCCGGGCUCCCCAAACUGGGCAGCCAGGUUCACCAUCCUGGAGGGCGACCCCAAGGGACAGUUCGCUAUCCGCACAGACCCCAAGACCAACGAGGGCGUGCUGUCUGUGGUGAAGCCCCUGGACUACGAGAGCUGUGAGCAGUACAACCUGAGAGUCGCGGUGCAGAACGAGGCCCCCCUGCAGGCGGCCGCCCCCAGGGCCGAGCGGGGCCAGGCCAGGGUCAGCGUGCGGGUGCAGGACAUCAACGAGGCUCCCGUGUUCCAGGAGAACCCACUGCGGACCAGCCUGCCUGAGGGGGUGCCCCCGGGAACCCCCGUGGCCACCUUCUCUGCCCAAGACCCUGACACGCAGCGGCUGCAGAGGCUCAGCUACUCUAAGGACUAUGACCCAGACGACUGGCUGCGGGUGGACAAAGCCACGGGUCAGAUCCAGACCCAGCGAGUGCUCAGCCCAGCCUCGCCUUUCCUCAAGGAUGGCUGGUACAGGGCCAUCAUCCUGGCCUACGACGAUGCCUCCCCACCCAGCACGGCCACCGGGACCCUGUCCAUUGAGAUCCUGGAGGUCAAUGACCACGCCCCUGAGCUGUCCCCGCCAUCUGGUAGCGUGUGCAGCAAGCCAGAUCAGGGUUCUGGCCUUCUCCUGGGGGCCACGGAUGCGGACCUGCCCCCCCACGGGGCUCCCUUCCACUUUCAGCUGAGUCCCCGUGUCCCAGAGCUGACCCGGAACUGGAGUGUCAGCCGGGUUAACGUGAGCCACGCGCGCCUGCGGCUCCGGCACCAGGUCCGGGAGGGUCUACACCGCCUCAGCCUGCUGCUCCGUGACUCCGGGCAGCCACCCCAGCAGCGCGAGCAGCCCCUGAACGUGACGGUGUGUCGCUGCGGCCCAGAUGGCGCCUGUCUGCCGGGGGCCGCUGCCCGGAGGGCAGGAGGCGUGGGCGUCAGCCUGGGCGCCCUGGUCAUCGUGCUGGCCAGCAUCAUCCUCCUGCUCUUGCUCGCCCUGCCGGUCGCCCUCGUCACGCGGUCCCGGCGGCAGUCAGGGGACAAAGGGUUUCUGCACGGGCUGCAGGACGAUCUCCGGGACAACAUCCUGAACUAUGACGAGCAGGGGGGCGGGGAGGAGGACCAGGAUGCUUACGACAUCAACCAGCUGCGCCACCCAACAGAGCUGGCAGCCUUGUGCGCUCCCCUGGGACGGCCGCCACUGCGCCGAGAUGCCCCGUUCGGCCGAGUGCGCCCCCAGCCACCCCGCAUGCUGCCCACCAGCCCCGCUGACAUCGCUGACUUCAUCAAUGAUGGCUUGGAGGUGGCAGACAGUGACCCCAGUGUCCCGCCCUAUGACACAGCUCUCAUCUACGACUACGAGGGGGAUGGUUCUGUGGCAGGGACGCUGAGCUCCAUCCUGUCCAGCCUGGGGGACGAGGACCAGGACUACAGCUGCCUGCGGGACUGGGGCCCCCGCUUCGCCCGGCUGGCUGACCUGUACGGGCCCCCGUGAGGGUCGGAAAAGGGCCAGGGAAGGGUGGGGGGCUUUCUGAUGCGGACCCGCGUGCCCUGCUCAGGGUACAACCACCAGACACGGAGGACAGACGUCUUUCCGAGGACAGGCAGCCUGGCCUCCAGGCCCGGCUGACCUCUGUAGAGGCAGCCAGGGGGCCCCCAGGCCCUUGGGCAAGUCUACUUCUCCCAGGGAGGACAGAGACCGAGGGACCCAGCGCCCGGAGAGCGGGAGCCAGACAAGCCUGGCAUCAAUCAGCCUUCCCUGGGGUCAGAACCCCCACGUCGCCGGCCCCCAGCGGCCUCCCACUCAUGCUCCCCCCUCCCCCCCCCCCCACUCCUGAAUUAAAAACCUGCCCUUCUCUCCA